UUAGUAAAAUAAAAAUAAAUGAAAAAAAUUAAGUAAAACUAAACAAAAAAAUGCAAAUUUAUUGGUCAUUAACUGGUCUUUAAGUUUCCAAGACUUAUAAUCUGCAGAAAAGCAAACUUCAGAGAGAAGUCUUCAAAAUCGAUACCUAAAGCCAAAACCAGAGCUGGAGUUGAGUUCAAAGUGACUCUCUAUUCGUCAACAGACUUCUAACAGCCUUUAAAAAGGUGUCGUCUCUCAGUUGACUACUACUGGCGCUGUUGACUAAACUUUUAUACCGUUUUUCUAAACUAACUUUCCAUAAGUUUUUUUUCACUUAAUCGGUCAGUCAGUCAGUCAUCAGUCAAUUAGUUUGUGCCAAAAGUCUUUCACUAAAAAUAUUCAACAAUGAGUUUAAAAGUGAUUGCAAACAAUAAACUGUUUAUAUAUUUGACGGCAAUUCUGGUGGUGCUGUCCAUGACUUUCAACUGUUGUGAUAAUUAUAUUGUCUUAGAAACCGAGAAGACAUACCAAAGUCUUUUGAAUAGUUUUUUUGAAACCAAACAAAUCGAUAACAAUGAUCUUCAAUUAGAUAGUAGUAGUGAUGUAAAUGUCGACAAUAGUGUCCAACACAUCCAUAAUGAUUCAAAUUUAACGACAAACCAAAUAAAACCUAAAAAAGUGAAUCCAACAGAAAAGCCGUGUUCUUCGUGUAUUAAAGAAGAGUUUGAGUUAAGUCAGACACUUAUAGAGGAACAACAAUUACAACGAUUAGAGUAUAUUAAACAACAGAUACUUUCCAAACUAGGGAUGAGUGAAGCGCCCAAACUAUUAUACAACUCUAUCCACACUAAUAAUUUCGUCCAGUUAUUGGAAGCGUCAUCAUUGGCACUGCCAGUACCGCAACCAACACCCGAACCGGUUGCCAAACGCGAGAUUAAAGACAGGGAUAAAGUGUUUAUAUUUCCGACACUAAACGUUUCGCGUCUAAAUAAACCACAAUUCAAUAUAUCUGUUAACGAUAACAAACAAUUUUAUUCAGUCAAAUCAAUUAAUAAAAUUACAUUAUUUGUCAAAAAGACAUCUAAAUUAUUGGCAGUCAAUGAUGAUGACAACAGUCACGUUGAUAAUGAUCUUACAAUUAUAUCGACAACAGUUCCAGUGUUGACCCGUUUACAGGAAAUUCUGAAUAUGAGAGUUCUCGGCAUUUUAAGUCCACAACCGGUUAACAAUAAUAUCAAUGAAAUCGAUAGACUCUUCAAUUGGAUUCAAUAUGAUUUAACUGAUAUAUUGAGACAUGAAGUGAUCAAUACAAACAAAUUGGUCUCAUUUGACAGCGAUAGCUAUGAUCUAAAGGAUUCAUUUAUAACUAUUGAACACAACUAUAAUAAUAUUCGUCGAAGUCGUCGAAAUUUUGAAUGUAAUGCCAACUCUACUUCGUGUUGUAGGGAAAGCUUUUAUGUCAACUUUACAACUAUUGGUUGGAAUGAUUGGAUAUUACAGCCACCCGGCUAUUAUGGCAACUAUUGCAGAGGCAAAUGUGACAUAAGUAAUGCCCGAUACCAUCACACAACUGUCAUUGGCAAAUAUCCAGCUAUUAGUUUAUGUUGUUCGCCCAGAGAGAUGUCUCACAUAUCAUUGAUAUAUUUGGACGACACUGGAACUGUUUACCAGAAGAAUUUGAAUAAUAUGGUUGUCGACGCCUGUGAUUGCGCUUAACAUAACAUAACAUAACAAAACUCAUAAUCAAAUUUGUUUUGUUUGUUUGAUUGAUUUUGGUCUCAUUACUCAUAAUCACAUUCAUAUCUUUCU
Molecule: messenger RNA, 1788 nt
Organism: Oppia nitens
Lineage: Eukaryota; Metazoa; Arthropoda; Arachnida; Sarcoptiformes; Oppiidae
Product: growth/differentiation factor 8-like
Exons: 8
Coding region: 385-1695 (436 amino acids)
Biological process (GO): SMAD protein signal transduction
Cellular component (GO): extracellular region
Molecular function (GO): cytokine activity; growth factor activity
Source: RefSeq, a predicted model, not a curated record